AUGCACAUAUGUGUCUGCGUCCUGCAGUCGUCGUUCUUAUCCAUCUACGAUCUACCCACGGUUGUCAGGCGCCCAGCCAUUACCAUCGUUGACCCUGGAUAUUUCCACGCCGUCGUCGCCCAGUACGUGCUUUGCUCGUGCUCGCACGAUUCUAGGAGGACGACGGUGGCCCAGACGAGGGCGAGCGUGCCGAGCCCCGACGCGAGCAGCUGCAGGAACGCCUCCGCGAGCAGCGACAGGUCGCCGGCGUUCACGGCCAAGAUCCUGGCUUCCUUCGUCGCGUUCGUGCUCUUCGUCGGCUUCGUCGCGCGCCCCGCCGGCCGGUACAUCGCGUACAAGCGCACCCCGACGGGGGCGCUCCUCUCCGAGGGCUCCUUCGUGGUGGUGGUCAUCGCCGCGCUGCUGUCGCCGCUGGUGACGGACGCCAUCGGGUUCAAGUACAUGAUCGGGCCCAUGAUGCUGGGGCUGGCGCUCCCCGGCGGCAUGCCCAUCGGCGCCACCAUGACGGAGCGCCUCGACUCCUUCUUCAUCGCGCUCUUCCUCCCCGUCUACAUGGCGCUGUCCGGCUACCGCACCGACCUCGCCGAGGUCACCAAGGCGGAGGCGUCGGAGAAGUGGUGCGCGCUGGAGCUGUUCGUGGCGCUCUGCGUGUCGGGCAAGCUCGUCGGCUGCGUCGCCGCGGGGCUCUUCUUCACCAUGCCGUUCCGCGACGCCGUCGUGCUGGCGCUCAUGCUCAACAUCCGUGGCAUCGUGGAGGUGGCCGCCAUCAACAACUGGGGCGACACCAUGAAGGCCACCGCGGAGCACUACUCGAUGCUCACCAUGUCCAUGGUGCUCAUCACCGCCGUGUGCACGCCGCUGAUCAAGCUGCUGUACGACCCGUCGGGGCAGUUCGCGCGGGCGAAGCGUCGGUCGCUGGAGCACGCGCGGCUGAGCGCCGACCUCCGCGUGCUCACCUGCCUCUACAGCGAGGACCACGCGGCGCCGCUGAUCGACCUGCUGGAGGCGACGGGUUCGUCCCGCGACUCGCCCAUGUCGCUCGUCGUGCUCCACCUCACGGAGCUCGUCGGCCGCGCCGCCUCCGUGCUGAAGCCCCACCGGAAGAGCACGAGGUCGUCCAACAACCCGACGCCGUCGGACCGGAUCGUGAACGCGUUCCGGUACUUCGAGCAGCAGGCGGCGCCGGGGGCGGUGACGGUGGUCCCCUACGUGGCGCAGGCGCCCUUCAGCUCGAUGCACCACGACGUGUGCUCGCUGGCGCACAGCCGGAAGGCCAACCUCAUCCUGCUGCCGUUCCACAAGUCCUCCGACGGCGCGCGCAGCACGGCGAGCAACGCCAUCCGCUCCAUCAACCGGAGCGUGCUGCAGUACGCGCCCUGCUCCGUGGCCAUCCUCGUGGACCACGGCCUCGCGUCCGGGUCGGCGUGCGCCACCGCCGCCAACAGCCUGCUCCAGCGCGCCGCGCUCUACUUCCUGGGCGGCGCCGACGACCGCGAGGCGCUGGCGUACGCGGCGCGGAUGCCGGAGGCCGGGACCAUGUCGCUGACGGUGGUGCGGUUCAAGCUCAGGAACUGGGUCGGGAUGGGCGGGCGCGACGAGGCCAUGGACGAGGAGCUGCUGCAGGAGUUCUGGGCCAGGCACAGGGACAACGAGCGCGUGGUGUACGUGGAGAAGACGGUGGAGGACGCGGAAGGCACGGCGUCGGUGGUGCGCGCCAUGAGCGACAAGUUCGACCUGCUCGUCGUGGGGCGCCGUGGCGGGGAGGGAGAAAGCGACCCGGAAGGGUCGACGGCGCUCACCUGCGGGCUGUCGGAGUGGAGCGAGUUCCCGGAGCUGGGGGUGCUGGGGGACAUGCUCGCAUCCGCGGAGUUCGCGUCCAAGGUCUCCAUCCUCGUCAUCCAGCAGCAGCCGCCCAAGAAAAUCGCCGCCGUCGGAAGCAACGUCAAUGAUUAGAAGGAUCCAUCGAUCGUCGUUUUUUUUUUCCCUUCUCUCCUUUCGCUGCUGAAAUUCUGUGAAUCUUUCUCUUGUGACUUGUAAUUGUAAUCAGUUCAUUAGCUAGGAGGGAUCCUAAAUUGACUCUGUAAAUUUGAAAACAAAAGCAAACAACAACUCAAGCGCCACUCAUCCUUGGCGCCAACAAGUAGCAUACUGCUUUGUUCUGUUUCUCACUCUCAGCGUACAAAUUAUUUUAGUGAGAAAUCGUUAGUAAAUUUUUUAAUUAUAUAUUGUUGAAAAGCAAAACUUUGUGGCGCCUUGGAAUCUAGUAUCUCUGACAAGCCUAGAGUAUUCUUUUCGAUGUGAACAUCCUUGAGCUGUCAUUUGUCAUUUAAUUUUAAGGGCACAUGUAUUGAUCUAAACUAUAGUUAAACCAUCCAAAUUUGCUGCUCCUAGAAGUUUUUCACUAGCACUAUGAUAUUUUGCAGUGGGAGAGAAAGGAAAGAGCUGCACGUCAAGGGAUUUUUUUUUUUUUUUUUUUUUUUUUUGCAUCAGAGAACCCUGAGAAGCCAUGGGACUGGAGAAGAGACCAACGCAACGCCAACAUUCCAGUCUACUGAUGGAACUGUACCAUGAGUCUGCAACUUUGUACGGUUGCUACAAAUGAAUGUAGAUUGUAUUGUACAUAUGUAUGUGGAAGAUAAAGUAUUGUGAAUUAGUAUCAUGUGUUCGAUA
Molecule: messenger RNA, 2670 nt
Organism: Sorghum bicolor (sorghum)
Lineage: Eukaryota; Viridiplantae; Streptophyta; Magnoliopsida; Poales; Poaceae
Product: cation/H(+) antiporter 15
Exons: 3
Coding region: 1-1953 (650 amino acids)
Biological process (GO): regulation of pH; proton transmembrane transport
Cellular component (GO): endomembrane system; membrane
Molecular function (GO): antiporter activity
Source: RefSeq, a predicted model, not a curated record